Messenger RNA from Penicillium malachiteum, 1404 nucleotides. RefSeq names its product NADH-quinone oxidoreductase subunit D. The record is from RefSeq and is a predicted model, not a curated record. The transcript is spliced from 4 exons. Bases 1 to 1404 code for a protein of 467 amino acids. Gene Ontology annotation, molecular function: quinone binding; NAD binding; NADH dehydrogenase (ubiquinone) activity. Lineage: Eukaryota; Fungi; Ascomycota; Eurotiomycetes; Eurotiales; Aspergillaceae. Gene Ontology annotation, biological process: mitochondrial electron transport, NADH to ubiquinone.
AUGGCCGCUUCCUUCGCUCGCCUGGCGGGCAAUGCGCCCAAAAGACUCUGUCUCCGCCCCUCCACCUUCCUUAACACAUCUGUGCCUCGCUCCCGUUCCAUAACUACUACUGUCCCUCGCCGAUAUGCCGAGGCCACCAGCUACCAGGCCACACGAUUGAUUCCGACCGACCCGACCUUCACUUCCCUGGCCAACAAGGGGCCUACCGAGAGUCCCGAUGCCGCUGGUCUCGAGUCCGAGGCAGAGGGUACAGGCCGCAAGAUUCGUCACUACACAGUCAACUUCGGUCCUCAGCAUCCUGCUGCCCACGGUGUGUUACGAUUGAUUCUGGAGCUCAAUGGCGAGGAAAUUGUCCGCGCCGAUCCCCACGUCGGUCUGCUGCACCGUGGUACCGAGAAGUUGAUUGAGUACAAGACUUACAUGCAGGCUCUGCCUUACUUCGACCGAUUGGACUACGUCUCCAUGAUGACCAACGAGCAGUGCUUUGCUCUUGCUGUUGAGAAGCUGUUGAACAUCGAGAUUCCGGACCGUGCUAAGUGGAUUCGUACCCUGUUCGGCGAAAUGACUCGUGUCUUGAACCACCUUAUGUCUGUUCUUUCCCACGCCAUGGAUGUUGGUGCUCUUACACCUUUCCUGUGGGGAUUCGAGGAGCGUGAGAAGCUUAUGGAAUUCUACGAGCGUGUUUCCGGUGCCCGUCUCCACGCCGCCUAUGUUCGCCCUGGUGGUGUGUCUCAGGAUCUUCCUCUUGGUCUCCUGGAUGACAUCUACCAGUGGGCUACUCAGUUCGAGGAGCUUUUGACCGACAACCGUAUCUGGAAGGCCCGUACCCAGGGUGUCGGUGUUGUUAACGCUGCUGAUGCCUUGAACAUGAGUUUCACUGGUGUUAUGCUCCGUGGUUCCGGUGUCCCCUGGGAUAUCCGUAAGUCGCAGCCAUAUGAUGCCUACGACCAGGUCGAGUUUGACGUUCCCGUUGGUGUCAACGGUGACUGCUACGACCGUUACCUCUGCCGUAUGGAGGAGUUCCGUCAGUCCCUUCGCAUCAUCCAGCAAUGUCUGAACAAGAUGCCUGCCGGUCCCGUCCGUGUCGAGGACUACAAGAUCUCACCUCCUCCCCGUGCUGCCAUGAAGGAGAACAUGGAAGCUCUCAUUCACCACUUCCUUCUCUUCACCAAGGGUUACUCCGUGCCCCCUGGUGAGACAUACUCUGCCAUUGAGGCUCCUAAGGGUGAGAUGGGUGUGUACCUUGUCAGUGACGGCAGUGAGCGCCCAUACCGCUGCAAGAUUCGUGCCCCUGGUUUCGCCCACUUGGGUGGUUUCGAUCAGGUCUCUCGUGGUCACUUGCUGGCUGAUGCCGUCGCCAUUAUUGGUACCAUGGAUUUGGUGUUCGGUGAGGUUGACCGGUAA